AAAAAAAAAAAAGUUAGAGAGAGAGAGAGAGAGAGAGAUUUAACAAUAAUGAAUAAACGUUUCGCGCGAUCUCUCCCUCUGUGAAAUUGCAUAUUCCUCGCAUAUGUUUGGGAAUUCAAAUUCCUCAAAAGAUUAUCGGAAGAGAGAGCGAAUUUUCCGGAGGGGUUAAAAGGGGAGACGAUUCUGAAUCUCUAUCCAUCUGGGUUUCAGAGAAAGAGUGUUUUUGUGCGGAUUUUGAGUUCGUUUGCAGUCGCUGCGGCAUUGGAUCUGGGCAACAAGUUUUGCCGUCGCCGAAUUUCUCGUCGAGCUAAUGCUUUAUUGAAUGCUCGGCUCGGGAGGCAUCUAGAUCAGGUCUCUUCCAUUUUAUUACGCUUCGUUGGCCGUGCUCUUUUGAUUAAGAGUCAAUCUGAGCAAGCAGUAGUGCGGCAGGCUGAUGAAGAACGGGAUGAUGGAAUGCAGUGUGUGUCACUCCAAGUUAGUUUCCCCCACUACAAAAAGUAUAUCAAGGGCAUAUGAUCGGCAUAAGAUCAGAGUAUCAUCUAAGCAAAGAGCCCUAAACACCCUCUUGGUUGUAGGUGAUUGUAUCUUGGUUGGUUUGCAGCCUAUUUUGGUUUAUAUGUCCAAGGUGGAUGGGAAAUUCAUGUUCAGCCCAAUUAGUGUUAACUUUUUGACUGAGAUUGCAAAGGUUCUCUUUGCUAUUGUUAUGCUGAUACUCCAGGCUAGACAUCAGAAAGUUGGGGAAAAGCCUCUUCUCUCAAUAUCAACAUUUAUGCAGGCAGCACGCAACAAUGUGCUUCUUGCUGUGCCAGCACUUCUGUAUGCAAUCAAUAAUUACCUAAAGUUUAUCAUGCAGCUAUAUUUCAACCCUGCAACUGUGAAGAUGCUGAGCAAUUUAAAGGUUUUGGUGAUUGCUGUCUUGCUAAAGAUGAUUAUGAGACGUAGAUUUUCAAUAAUUCAGUGGGAAGCGCUUGCUUUGUUGCUAAUUGGGAUAAGUGUAAAUCAGUUGCGGUAUUUACCUGAAGGUACCACCCCUUUGGGUCCUUCAGUUACCAUGGGCGCAUAUAUCUACACGCUGAUUUUUGUAACUGUUCCAUCUUUAGCUUCUGUUUAUAACGAAUAUGCUCUGAAGAGCCAAUAUGAUACUAGCAUUUAUCUCCAGAACUUGUUUUUGUAUGGCUAUGGUGCAAUAUUCAACUUCUUGGGAAUAUUAGGAACAGUUAUUAUAAAAGGUCCUAGCAGCUUUGAUAUCCUACAAGGUCAUUCAAAAGCCACAAUGCUGUUAAUAGCUAAUAAUGCAGCUCAAGGAAUUCUAUCCUCUUUCUUCUUCAAAUAUGCAGAUACAAUUCUGAAGAAGUACUCCUCAACAGUUGCUACUAUCUUUACAGGCAUAGCCUCUGCUGCAUUGUUCGGUCAUACUUUGACUAUGAACUUUGUGUUGGGAAUAUCCAUAGUGUUCAUCUCUAUGCACCAGUUCUUCUCACCCCUCUCAAAAGUCAAAGAUGAGCAGAACGGGAUCACAGAAAUGGUCGAUGUGGAUAACCAGCGGUCAAAGGGUUCCUUCAUAAAUAUAGCAGCAGGAGCAAGUGAAGAGGCUAGUCAUCAUGUUGCUGAUGAGAGAAAGCCACUUCUUCCAACCUAAAAAUUUUUCUGGACAUGGAUUUGGUAGGAACUUUUGCCUGAAUCAUUGGACCAUAGGUAGAUGGGCAGCGGGUCUCGAACAUUAUCAAUAAAUUCUUUUUGAUGAGAUGUCCUCCAAGGUUGCAAUAGAGCAUUCCUCAGGUUGGUUUGGAAUAUGGAAUUUUUGUUGCUGCAGAUUAGAUGAUUUUAGAUAAUAACAAAAUGGGUAUUGUCAUACCAAGGUCUAUACACAGCCCUUACCUACAUUUCAAGUUGUGGUUCUAGUAAAAUGUAUUAUUAUUCUUUA
Molecule: messenger RNA, 1924 nt
Organism: Momordica charantia (bitter melon)
Lineage: Eukaryota; Viridiplantae; Streptophyta; Magnoliopsida; Cucurbitales; Cucurbitaceae
Product: Nucleotide-sugar transporter family protein
Biological process (GO): pyrimidine nucleotide-sugar transmembrane transport
Cellular component (GO): Golgi membrane
Molecular function (GO): pyrimidine nucleotide-sugar transmembrane transporter activity
Source: RefSeq, a predicted model, not a curated record